This is a messenger RNA of Chelmon rostratus (copperband butterflyfish), 1813 nucleotides long. RefSeq names its product SAM and SH3 domain containing 3 (gene sash3). Gene Ontology annotation, molecular function: protein binding. Lineage: Eukaryota; Metazoa; Chordata; Actinopteri; Chaetodontiformes; Chaetodontidae. The coding region runs from base 134 to 1336 and encodes 400 amino acids. The transcript has 8 exons. The record is from RefSeq and is a predicted model, not a curated record.
CUACCUUCCUCUGUGUGUUUUUAUCUGACAGCUCUGGUGGUGACAGCGCAGUGACAGAAACCCUCGCUGAUAGAAUCCGGUGUUGCGCUCUCACGGCUUCUUGUCCAGAGAGAUCUCAAUACCACUGAAGAAGAUGAUGUUGAGGCGACGGCCCUCCAAUGCCUCGGAGAAGGAGCAGGUGCAGAAGAAGAAGCUCACUCUGCAGAGGUCGAGCAGCUUCAAGGAUUUUAUGAAACACAAACCCACCUCUCCUGUCGUGUCAGAAAAGGAGUUUACCUUGGAGGAGAAUGUGGCAGACGGUGUAACAGCAGAGGAAGCAGUGAAAAGUGGCAGCAAACUCGGCAAGAAAUGGCGCAACGUCAUCUCACGUACCAUGACCCGCAAAACAUCCAAGAUGGUGCAGAAGGCUCUGGCUGAGGAGGGGGGUGAGAGCGGUGAGGAGCUGUCUCCAGUGUCCUCUGAUUGGCUUCCAGAUCUGACUGCAGGACAGAGGACGUCUGUGUGCUCCACAGGGUCAGAGGACACCAUGCCCAGCCCCAUCACCCGCCAGCUCUCAGGCAGUAGCGACAGACAGAGCCUGGACAGCGGAUACUGUCAGAGGGACAGCAUGCGGCUGGAGGAGAACGGCGUCUCUUACAACGGACCUUUCUGUGGCCGCGCUCUGGUCCACACGGACUUCACCCCCAGCCCCUACGACGUGGAGUCGCUCAAACUCCAAAAAGGAGACAUCAUCUACAUCAUUGAGAAGCCUCCUGUGGGAACCUGGACAGGGAAGCUCAACAACAAAGUGGGCUCCUUUAAGUUCAUAUACGUCAACCUGCUGCCUGAAGAGAGCCCCCCGGCCCGGAGGAGACACCGCAACAGCAAGACCGUCGGAGCCAAAUCCAAGCCCAAAACCCUGGAGGAGGUGCUGGACGGCAUCGGCCUUACUGAGCUGAGUUCUUUGCUGUCCAUGCAUGGCUUUCAGAGCGUGGAGGACUUUGCAGGACUGAGGGAGUCUCACCUCAACGAGCUGAACAUCACCGACCCAGAGCAGCGCUCCAAGAUCCUGAAUGCCUCUGAACUGCUGAGAGACUCUGAAGACGAGUCAGAGCCAGAAGAAGAAAACAGGUCUGAGGAGAAAGACAAGGAGCCGAGGGACUCGGGCUGUUUCGAGAUUUCAGAGAACCUGGAGAGCGGACGCGAGGAGCCAAAGACGGAGGAAGACCUCCAGGAUGAAGCAUCGGAGGAGCAGACAAGCCAGGAGGCAGAGAAACAUGAGCAGGAGAACCAAACAGAGCAGCUGGAUGCCGUGCAGGAGCAGCUGCAGGAGCUGACGGUGGACGAGGGAUCUUGAGAAGUGGUUAAAAAAAAAAUACUCUUUUGUUCCUGGUUGGCAUGGACUCUUUGGAUGGAGGUUUGAUGCCAUUAAACAUGUCUCUUCAUUAUAAGCGAGCGGACUGGUGACACAAUACAAGGCUGAAAUAAUGUGUGAACAUGAUGGUCGCCGUUUUCCUGCACUGUUGAGCAAGCAGCACAAUUUCUCAUCAUUUGCAACAGAAUGAACAUGUUGUAUAGUCUGAAGUUUGUUUUCCUGCUGAGGAUUUAAAGGUGUUCUUCCUCCCUGAAAUGUUUUCAUGUUGUGCACUCAGAUACAAAAAUGAAUGUAAAUUAUUUUUAACUGUUUUUCACGUAACUUGAAUUUAAAUGUAACUUUCAGCAGUUUUUCUUUUACUGGUGUUACGGGCUGCAUUACAAUCAUUUAUGUCACAUUACCAUGAAGUUGUUCGCCAUACUGUAAAUAGAAUUUGAAUAAACGAUUCAGUGAGCUGUU